Mustela erminea (ermine) is the source of this 1084-nucleotide messenger RNA. RefSeq names its product ATPase H+ transporting V1 subunit G1 (gene ATP6V1G1). NCBI's taxonomy places the organism in Eukaryota, Metazoa, Chordata, Mammalia, Carnivora, Mustelidae. The record is from RefSeq and is a predicted model, not a curated record. Gene Ontology annotation, biological process: proton transmembrane transport. The transcript is spliced from 3 exons. Bases 101 to 457 code for a protein of 118 amino acids. Gene Ontology annotation, cellular component: vacuolar proton-transporting V-type ATPase complex. Gene Ontology annotation, molecular function: proton-transporting ATPase activity, rotational mechanism.
AGAGCGCAGGCGCAGAUCUUAGGCGGCUGGGUCAGCUGACCCGAGGGACCCGCUCGAACCGAUUUAGGCCGCUUCCCUCGGCCUUAGAGUCGCCACCGCCAUGGCCAGCCAGUCGCAGGGGAUCCAGCAGCUGCUGCAGGCCGAGAAGCGAGCUGCCGAGAAGGUGUCGGAGGCCCGCAAGCGAAAGAACCGGAGGCUGAAGCAGGCCAAAGAAGAAGCUCAGGCUGAAAUUGAACAAUACCGCCUGCAAAGAGAGAAGGAGUUCAAGGCCAAGGAAGCUGCGGCUCUGGGAUCCCACGGCAGCUGCAGCACUGAAGUGGAGAAGGAGACCCAGGAGAAGAUGACCAUCCUGCAGACCUACUUCCAGCAGAACAGGGAUGAAGUCCUGGAUAACCUCCUGGCUUUUGUCUGUGACAUCCGGCCGGAAAUCCAUGAAAACUACCGCAUAAAUGGAUAAGGGGAGGAAGGAGCAGCUCUGCGUGCAGAUUGGCAUGUUAGAUACCUUCAUGGAAAACGAAGCUUCAGCAAAGCUUGAGUAACUACAUCCUUGGGAAAAGGCAUUAAAUUAUUUCUGUAUAUUAUGUUGUAGGUCCCUUCACUUUUUGGAGAAUAGCAAAUCUAGCUUCUUUGUACAAACGUAGAGCUUAUCCAAAGAUUUUCUCCUUUUACCUCAUAUUUCUUAGAAAUUUAAUGUGUAUACGUGGUUUGUUUUCCUAUGCCUUUUAGCUCAAGCAACAUAUAUAUCAGUACUUUUCUUUCUUAGAUGUAGAAAAAAAAAUUUUUUUUUUUUUUUUUUUAAAGAAAGAAAGGGAUUAAAUUUUUUUUUCCCUAAAGCUUUCUUGAAGGUCAGGGGCUUUAUCUAUGAAAAAGUAGUAAAUAGUUACUUGUAACUUGUGUGAAGCAGCAGCCAGCCUUAAAAUAGUCCUUUCUGGCUAAGGGUAGAACAAUGAAUACUAGGAUAUAUUGUUCAGGCUGCUUUUAGUUUCUCUUAAUCAAAAUUAUUAGAUGAUAGAAUUCAAGAACUUGUUACAUGUUAUUACUUGGUGUACUGAUAAUCAUUUAAAAGUAAAGACAUUGUCAUGCA